Messenger RNA from Staurois parvus, 1162 nucleotides. The record is from the annotation of a GenBank genome assembly. NCBI's taxonomy places the organism in Eukaryota, Metazoa, Chordata, Amphibia, Anura, Ranidae.
UGUUUUAAAGAUGACCGCAUUGUGUUUUGGACUUGGAUGUAUUCCACAUAUUUUAUGGAAAAACUGGCUCCACGACAGGAUGACAUGCUCUUCUACGUGCGACGGAAACUGUCCUAUGUGGGCACAGACGGCAUCGAAGGCAAAAAGGUGACUAGCAGAGGAGUAUCUCGCAGGCAGGUAGAAGUUGAAGUCUAUCGAAAGGAUUCGAAGAAGCUUCCCGGCCUCGGAGACCCUGACAUUGACUGGGAGGAGAGUGUCUACUUAAACCUUAUUUUACAGAAGCUCGAUUACUUGGUGACGUGCGCUGUGUGUACACGUUCAGAUGCCGGAGACAUUCACAUCCAUAAGAAGAAAUCUCAACAAGUAUUUGCCUCUCCAAGCAAACAUCCGAUGGACAGUAAGGGAGAGGAAUCAAAGAUCAGUUACCCCAAUAUCUUUUUCAUGAUUGACAACUUCGAAGAGGUGUUCAGUGACAUGACUGUGGGAGAAGGAGAAAUGGUUUGUGUCGAACUUGUAGCCAGUGACAAAACAAACACGUUUCAAGGGGUCAUUUUCCAAGGCUCCAUCCGCUACGAGGCACUGAAGAAAGUAUAUGAUAAUCGGGUCAGUGUGGCGGCCAAGAUGGCUCAGAAGAUGUCCUUUGGCUUCUACAAAUAUAACAACAUGGAGUUUGUGCGGAUGAAGGGACCACAAGGCAAAGGUCAUGCAGAGAUGGCCGUAAGCAGGGUGUCCACGGGAGACACGUCGCCGUACGGUACAGAGGAGGAUUCCAACCCUGGUUCACCGCUGCAUGAAAGAGUGACGUCAUUCAGCACUCCGCCCACUCCAGAACGCAACAACCGCCCGUCCUUCUUCUCUCCAUCUCUUAAGAGGAAAGUGCCCAGGAACAGAAUAGCAGAGAUGAAGAAGUCGCACUCCGCCAAUGACAGUGAGGAGUUUUUCCCGGGACAGUGAUGACGGUGGAGAUAUACACAGUGUAACAAACCUGAGGUCUCGCUCCCUCUCUGGAACGGGAAGAUCGCUGGUGGGGUCAUGGCUGAAGCUGAACAGAACCGACGAGAACUUCCUUCUCUAUGCACACCUGACCUACGUCACCCUACCACUGCAGCGCAUCCUGUCCGAUAUCUUGGAGGUGAGACAGAAGCCAAUCUUGAUGUCAUAG